Messenger RNA from Cyphellophora attinorum, 732 nucleotides. RefSeq lists its product as uncharacterized. The record is from RefSeq and is a predicted model, not a curated record. The transcript has a single exon. Bases 1 to 732 code for a protein of 243 amino acids. Lineage: Eukaryota; Fungi; Ascomycota; Eurotiomycetes; Chaetothyriales; Cyphellophoraceae.
AUGAGGGACAAUUACACGGCACAGAUGGCCGCAAUAGAUGAGGCCCAGCGCAAGAUUGCAGAGCAUGAUGCCAAACAUGCGAAGAUGCGGCAGGAGAAAGCAGCAACCCUGGCGGCCUCAGGAGAACAGAAUGAUGAAUUGCAGGCCUCACUCGCAGCAGAGUGCGCGGAUAUGAGGCAGACUGCUCAAGAGAUUGCGGCGGAGACAAGGCAGAUCAAUGCGGUAGCCGAUGCGGUAGCCGCAUCAAUAGGGUCUACGCAAAAAGGCGGACUGGGACGGCCAUCUCCGCCAAAACUGCGCGAGAUGCUAGCUGCGCGGAAGGCAGAAAGGAAGGAGCACCUCGGGGCGCUUACGGCGAUAUGGGAGGCAAAGGUGGAGCUUUACAACCCAGCUCUUGAGGCAGAUAUCAAGGCGACCAUGAAGCACACGUCGGACGAGCUUAUGGCACAGAUCGCGGCAAUAGAGGAAGCGCAACGCAAAAUAGCCGAAUAUGAUGCGGUAGCGGGCAUCGCGCGGCCGGAGAAGCCGGGAAAAGAGGACUCCGAGCUGACGGCCCCCAGGACGAGUGCUCAGACAGCGGCCGAUCGGGACCACAUCAAACAGAUAGGAGAGGUCUUCAAGCGCGCACGGGAGAAGGCCGGUCACGAGGAGAAAGCCUCAAAGAAAGAGGAAUCGCUCAAAGAGGACAGCAGGGAUGAACAGGCCCGGAAGCAAGAAGCGGAUAAGUCAUGA